This is a messenger RNA of Caenorhabditis auriculariae, 16950 nucleotides long. NCBI's taxonomy places the organism in Eukaryota, Metazoa, Nematoda, Chromadorea, Rhabditida, Rhabditidae. The record is from the annotation of a GenBank genome assembly.
AUGGAGAGGAAGUGCAAGAUUGGAGACGUGACGGAGAAGCUCAGAAAAGGGAAUCGGAAGAAUCAAACGUUUAGUGAGAGGCACGGAGGUAUUUUUUUUUAGAAAGCAUUUUUCAAUUUUUAAUUGUUUUGUUUUGAAUGAUAAUCAAAGAAAUAAAUUUGAAUUCAAAAAUGGUGAAAAAUGAACCUAAUAAGAACACAGCGUUCUAAAACGGGGUUUACGCAAAAAGACUCAGGCACUGGUGCGCGCACGCGCGGUACUGAUUCUUUUUUCGCCUUUUCCACUGAAAUACGGUUUUGAAAUAUAAUUUUCAUAUUUUUGUAACACUACCCAGUGCCCCUGCUCACGUUUUAAAGUUGUUCCGAGCACUUUCUAACACAUUUAUGAAAAAAACAAUUGUCAAGGGAAACUUUGUUAUUUCAAAUUUUUUUGAGCGUUUUUAAUUGUUAUAAACUGGUGCAGAGCAAUGAUAGAAGAUGAGCAAACAUGAAAAAAAUAUUAAAUUUAUAACUUUUUUAGUUAGUUAAAAAGCCAAAAAAAUAAAAAAAGACACCCCGCGCGUGCGCGCACUUUUUGGCAACAAACACGCACCGUCAGUGCCUGAGGAGGCGCACACUAUUCUCAAUGGAGCGCGUAACUUGGAGCGUUGUCAAUCAAAAAUCAAAGUGCUUUUUUUGUUUAAUUUACAUGCUAUUAACUUUUUUUGAUUGUUUUUUUCAAAAAUCUUUUUUUGUUUCUAUGCAUGUAAAUUUUUUUAAUUAAUGUUUUUUUAACGUAUUAGAAAGUUUUUUUAAAGUAUCCAUAGCUCGGUAAUGUGUCGAAACGUUGUUUAUAAAAGAAAAUACUGUAUCCAAGAGAUAAAACCGAAAAUCGAAAUUCCAACUCCAGGAAUCGAUCAAAAUAUCAGUUCCCAACUAAUAAACAAGAAAAAAAAGCUGUCAGUGUCCGCGCAAAAGAGAAAAAUUUCGACUUGACGAAAAAAUUCAAAAAAAGGUGUAAUUGGUCUGUACCUAAGAGACAAAAGAGAAAAUCGAAAUUUCAACUCCAGGAACCGAUCACAUUAUCAGUUUUCAAUUACUUGAACUGGAAAGAAAAGAAUACAAAAUCAAACCUGAGUUAAAAAUUUCGACUUUCGUGAACAGAACAAUUAUGUAGUCCUUUGAACCAAUCAAACCACAAGAAAAUAAACUGCGAAAUUUCAAGAGAGUUUUAGGAAAUGACUAGCAACACUUGGAAACUAUAAAUGUCAGGAAAAAAAAAAUGCUAGCCUUCAAAUAAUCAAAAAAUCCGGACUCUUAAUUACGACGCGAAAAAGACGAUUGUUAGCCACGCCCACUCAUGCAACGUCCGCAUGCUUCUCAGAAAAGGGGCGGGAACCCCGCUUUAGAACGCUGUGAGAAAUGAAAUGAUUCAAAAUAGACAGAACCAUAACAAACAAAGAUAAUUGCAAUGGCCGAUUAAACAGUUAAAUACCCAACGUAAAUUCGAUAGAGAAAAGGUUGAUGGCGUGUUCAUCGGACUGAACGGAAAUUGCUUCAAAACGCAAAAAAAGUUGCUCCAAAACAAAAAUUAGUAUUGUUUUGGAGCAUUUUUGGUGCGCCGUUGAACACGGUUUUUCGUUUAAAAGCUUGUUCCGUUUUUCCGAUGAACACGCCAUGAAAAUUGGAAAAAAAGAAGUAACAAUCGAAUAUAGUCUGUUCAGAUUUUGAAUGUCAAGUCGAUGCUCAAGCUCCGCCCAUAAUGGUGCGAUAAACCAAUCAGAGAGCGAGCCAUCCACGGAGCGCUUUCGAAUGGCGUCAUUCUACUUGACAUUCAAAAUCUGAACAGACUAUAUGUCGUGUUCAAAGUAAUUUCCGCGAAAUGCAAAAUGAUCUCUGACUCUCCAAAAUUUAGUGAUCUUUUCCUUUCUCUAACGGGUAUUUUGCAUUUCGCGGAAAUUACUUUGAACACGGCAAUAAGUAAAAAAUACAAAGUUGCCCAGACCUGCGCCUUUAACUAUGCACAGGCUUUUCUUUUCAUCCAAAUCAAAAAAAAAAUAUUUUUUGAUUUGGAUGAAACUUCACCCAGUGUGAUACCCCAUCAUCAGAAAUGCGGACCCAACUUUUUGAGCCAUUCCCUCUUACUGUAGCCGGGUUACGGUAGGCAGGUGGGCACCUGCGUAUCUCAGUAUUGAAGAGUUUUUUUACUAGGCGAGUGAUAUAUCAAUCGAUAGGUAAUCCAAUUUCAAGAACUUUUUACAGUACAUACCAUCUUGGGUUACGGUCGAAAAAAAUUUUUGAGUUACGGUACUUUUUUUGUGUCUGCCGAGUCAGUUUUUUUCGACCACCAUGAGCUUGAGCCAGGAGAUCCAUUCUUCCUAACUUCUCAAAAGAUACCUUAUGAGAAGCUGUACAAGCUGGUACUAGUUUGACAAAAUCCUAGGUGGACCAUCAUUUCGAAAAAUCGCCCCGAAGGCGCGCAAUCGUGGUCUUGCGGCGGCCAAGUGGGUGAAGUCCAUGAUGCCGGACGGCUAAUUUUUCACAGAUCCAUUCCAAUCUUUGUUUCCAUUCCACUCAUAGAUGUCUAUUAUUGAUUUUUAUUUCAAUUUGAGAUGUUUUCGGGUUGACCAUCAUCUCGAAAUUCCAUUUUGAACCCAAAUUUGGCUUGAAAACUUUUGGUUUACCCUUCCAAUGAGAUUAUUGGUUCCGUCAAUACAGAUCUUGGCCCUUUUUCACUUUUUUGAUGAGAAUAUAAAGAUGAGAACUGAAAAUAAAUUUUUAUUUUUGAACCAAUUCCAAAAUGACCGUUUACCUAGGAAAUCCACUUUUUAAAUAAAAAUUUCGCUUGAAAAUCGAAAUAUUUUUGGUUAUUUUUUUCACAAAAAAAUAGUCACAUGACGAAUGUCUUGUUUUUUUAGGUAUGAAAAAAAUUUUUGAAGAUUUAGAACUACUAUUUAGGUUAUAAUAAAAAAACAUUUAUAAAAAAAUCACCUUGAAAGUUAAGUUUCAACCUCACCGGUGGUCAGAGUGUCGGGUUUUUCUCUUUCAUGAAAAAAAUUACUUGGUAUUUUCACAUUUCUCAUUUUUUUGAUUACCUGUUUUGAAAAAUAAAUUGGCAGAAUAGAUUUUUGCUGUAAAUGAUAAAAAAACUUCAAAUGGGGAAACUAAGCCGAUAUUUGAGUUCAAAAUGGAAUUUCGAGAUGAUGGUCCUCUCAAAAAGGGUUUCCGAUUGUUAUAAAACUGUUGUUCAGACACUCUUGUUCAUGUUUUAAGAAAGAAAAAAAGUUGAGAACGGUCAUAUACGAAGUCAGGGAUCCCGUGGAAAAAGCCGUGUCGGCCCUUUUCAGGCCAAAUUUGGGUUCAAAAUGAAAUUUCGAAAUGAUGGUCAACCCGAAAACAUCUCAAAUUGAAAUAAAAAUCAAUAAUAGACAUCUAUGAGUGGAAUGGAAACAAAAAAAUUGGAAUGGAUCUGUGAAAAAAAUGAGCCGUCCGGCAUCAUGGACUUCACCCACUUGGCCGCCGCAAGACCACGAUUGCGCGCCUUCGGGGCGAUUUUUCGAAAUGAUGGUCCACCUAGGAUUUUGUCAAACUAGUACCAGCUUGUACAGCUUCUCAUAAGGUAUCUUUUGAGAAGUUAGGAAGAAUGGAUCUCCUGGCUCAAGCUCAUGGUGGUCGAAAAACUGACUCGGCAGACACAAAAAGUACCGUAACUCAAAAUUUUUCGACCGUAACCCAAGAUGGUAUGUACUGUAAAAGUUCUUGAAAUUGGAUUACCUAUCGAUUGAUAUAUCACUCGCCUAGUAAAAACUCUUCAAUACUGAGAUACGCAGGUGCCCACCUGCCUACCGUAACCCGGCUACAGUAAGAGGGAAUGGCUCAAAAAGUUGGGUCCGCAUUUCUGAUGAUGGGGUAUCACACUGGGUGAAGUUUCAUCCAAAUCAAAAAAUAUUUUUUUUUUAUUGUACCCGUUGUUUUUGAGAAUAACGGAGACAGCGUGUUAAAUCGCGAAUAUUUCAAGUACUAAUUUUUUAAAUCAAUGUCUUUUUGAGUCUGUUUUUAGUUGAGAUCUUAUCUUCUGAAAGCAUGCUCGUUUUGAGAUUUACGACUCGGGAGCGGAUUCGAUGCUAAGGAGUACAGCAUCGAGCAGUCGGGAAAAACGAAGGAAGCCAACACACCUCGGAAUCACCCGGGAAGUUCAGCGGGUAGCUUUUUAUAUGUAUUUCAACUUUUCGUGUGAAGAAACGUGUCAGAAAUCUUCUGGGCCGGUGUUAGAAGAUUUAAAAUUUUUAGGAAUGUAUAAAACUUUUUUCAGGAACGCCCCUCGGUCCGACGAUAAGCGAGAAGGGCACGAAAAAUACCCUAACGGAGGAAACGCAUAAAAGACCCAGGAAAAAGAAGAAGAAGGGGAAGGGGAAAAAGCGGAACCCUGAGCCGACAUGGGUUACAAAGCGUGCGGUGGAUGGUUAAUUUUUUUUUUGUUUUUGAAAAAAAUCUUUCAGAUUCUCAGAAGGGGCAAAAAAUGCGCUCUUUUUUCAUAGCCUCAGAGGAUCCUUUUUGAACUUUUCAGUUGCUUCUUGUUGUAGGAUGUAAAAAUGAUAACCCUUAAAAGCACCUUUUUUUUCCGAGUAGAAUGAAGUUUCAUUUACAGCGAUAUUUUCUGUUAUUUGAGAACUUGUAAUUUUCAGUGAUUUUCCACCGUUUUUAACCCAUUUUCAGGCGUUUUUCACUCAAAUCGAAGGCGGAAACUAGAUUUUUUUUUGCUCUAAACAAGAAAUUCUAACGAUUAUUUUCUUUGCAGAGAAUGCGAUUCACGAAAUGAUCGUCCCCGAGGUGAAAGUCCCCAUUCAAGAAGAUGCCAACGAGAACUUCCUCGACGAAUUUGUUUAUUUUCACGGGUUCGAAGAAAAAUAUGGAAAUUUUGGAGAAAAUCAAUAUCUUUCAGGUACUUGGACCAAUUGGAGACGCGCAGAUUUAUAAGACGCUCUGGUGAUUAUUUGAUCAGGAAGGCUGAAAGUUUUCGGAUUGAAAAGAUUAGAAAAUCAAACUUUUUUUUUCCAGAUGAUGAUAAAACGCACGUCGUUUUCAGUGUUGGUGAGCUCUUGACGACCAGCAAGCCCAUUGAGGAGAAUAGUGAAUUUUUUGUUGUUUUUGAAAAAAUUAUUUCGAUAAAAUGGAGCAUAAAAGUUAAUACUAUCAGAAAAGGGGAAUUUUAGAAAAGAACAAAAAAAAAUUGGGGGCAAAAUGUGCAUCCUGUAGGGGUGAAAUUUAAGUGGUUCCUAUAGGGUUGAAUUUUUUUCUUUCAGAUUUGUAAAUUUCGCAGAACAAACUUGAUGAAAACAAACCCCACACGAAUUGGCUUCAGGGUCUCCUAUAGGGGAGCUAAAGUGGUCCCUAGAGUGGAAACUUCAAAGGUCCUUAUGAGGACCAAUGUGAUGUUCCUAUGAUACUUUUUCUCAUUAUCAUGUUUUCAAAAAGUUCAAAAUUCAAAAAUUAAGAUUUAAAGGCGCAGAAGUCUUGAAAUAGCCGUUCGCCUCAAGGCCUUUAUCAGACUCCACCCAUGCUCCUUUAAACACCAUAACAAGUAUUUUUCACGUAAUUUCUACUAGCUUUAAGGGAACUGUAUUAAUAUCUCCCAUCUUUUUCUCCUCUUAUAAUUUUUUCUGAAACUUCAGGGGAGUUGCAAGAGAAGGGCGACUUAGAUGAGCCGAUCAGGGUUGAGGACUACAUCGUCCUGAAAAAUGAACUGGGCUACUCAAUCCACAGAGAUUGGGCUUUUGAAAAUCUAGAGGAUCUGAUCGUGUUUUACGUCUUCCACCCAGAACUCGUUAGUUUUUUGAAAAAUAAAGGAUUUUUGGAAAAACCACCAGUGGUCGCAUUUGGAAUGGCUCAAAUUUAAAGGAAAAGGAAGCUUAAAGCCUUCUGAUGACUUUGAGCGUAAGCCGGUCGGAGUCGGACGCAGUUUUAGCCAUUCCACAUGCGGUCAUGUGUUCAGAUGAUUUCAAUUCGACUUUUUUAAGGAGAAGCUGAGCAUCCAGUUGAGACGGGGUAUCCCACGGAGACUUUUCGAAUUCGGCCCUAAAGACAUCGAGAAAAUUAGUAGCGUAAGGCUGAUAUUUUGUAUACAUUUUUAAAAAUUACAGGCUUUAUAACUUGCUUAAAAACCGAAAAGAUACAUUUUUUGAAAUUUUGUAUUCAAAAAAAGCGCCCGGAAAGCAUUUUAUCAAUUUUUGAAAAUCUGAAAUUUUCAAGAGUUUUCAAAGCUGUCUUUUCCUGAUUUUCACGAAUUGUAUUUUCUCAGCUUGGAACCGGGACUUAUGGCGAUGUAUACCUGGCGGAAUUAUCCGAUACUCGAGGCCUCCUAGAAGAGCACGUCGCUGUCAAAUGUGUGAGUGAAGUUUGAAGGUUUAAUAUAAUAAAAAAUUCGUUCAAAGUGAAAUAUAUGCCGCGCUUCUCAUUACGCGUCCAACGGUGUAUUUCAAUUCCCUAUAUAGUCCGUUUUCCGUGACUUAGGCGGGUCUUCUCUGCGCCCUCUUCUUCCCUCAGCGACCCUCUCAUGUUGACCUGCUAUUUUCAUGUUUCUCUGACCUCGCCGGUGAGGGAUCAGAGAGACGCAGACAGGAGAAAAACGUCGCGGCCAACAUUCAAUUUUUGCACAAAAACUGGUCCUGAUAUGGAAAGGAACAUAGUUCUCCGUUAGAGGUUACUGUAAACAAUUUGGUGUAUACCGAUUUUGGAUCGCGAUUCCUCUUACUAAAACUAGGGUGUAACCUGCAGUGAACCCCGAAAAAAGUGAAAAUUUCGUUGAUUUUUUCGGUGCACCCCGAGUUUAACUUGGUUGGGGUGCACUUCUAGGACAACCAGUCGAAAAAAAAAAAGUUUUUUGGGGCUACCGUAACGACUCAGGAUGAAACUGUAGAAAAUGGGUGUAUUGUACGGAAUGAGUACCUAAAGGCUUUAAAGCUGAACGGGGUGCGCCUCUGGUUGCACUUCGCGGUGCACCGAGAGUUCAAAGCAAGGUGCACCCCCACUUUUUAAUAGUUGUCUGAAAAUUACGAUUUUUUUCGUACCCUUUGAAAUGGAUCGUUGAAAUUGCGAGAGAUAGCUCUGAAAGAAACAGUUUUUUCAAACUGAACAAAUUAAAAAACUUUUUUUUCCAGCUCAGAUCGGAUAACCCGAAUCUGAGGGAGCUCAGCCGAAAACUCAUGCAAGAGGGCCGAAUCCUGAUGGAUCUGCACCAUCCGAACAUCAUCAGGAUGUUAGGAUGGAUGAUCAUGAAGCAGCCCAUCAUGCUCGUUAUCGAAUUCAUGCCUGGUGACUUUUGAAAUCUUUAUCUUGGGCUUUAUGCCGAAGUUAUGUGAUCAGAAAGUUGAGAAAAUGUUUCAUUUAAGGAUUCCCUUGAAGUUAAGAAGUCACUUAACACACGUUCUCCGAGAUUUUCGAAUAACCGUUGGUACAAAAAUUUCAUCUUUGUUCCUGAGAGCUCUCCUUGCUAUCAUAGAUAGUGCACAACCUCUUGAAUAUUUAGAACCAGGUUUUAUUAGGCUCCGCCCACUUUCAGGCUUACUGUAGAAAAAAUACCGUAAAAAUCAAACAUUUUUCCUAGUGGAGCAAAUUGGUUCAAACCAAUUUCAAAACAGAAUAUGUUCCCAUAUGAGCAUUUAUAGUUAUAGAACUGACCGGGAAAAAAUUUUUUUCCAGAAGAAAAAAAUUAAAGUUUUUCGGAAAAGGACGAUUUUCUCAGUCUUUGAGCCAUAACUAGUACUAGAACCCCCGAAUGCCUGGAUUUUUAUUUUUUCAAUCGACGCAUUAGGGUCUUGUGAGUAGAGAAAAAAUGUCUAGAAACUCUGAAUCCGGGUGAUCCAGUUGACCUCCAUCUCGGAGAACGCGGCCAACUUGAAAAUCGCAAAACCUUUGAAAAUUUCUAUUUUUUGUGAAAGCCGGAUUCCGUCUUGUUUCUUAUUUUUGCUCGACAUAACACAGCUUGCUGCAAAAUUACAGCUCAAAAGUAGCGAGCUGGAACCCUUUGAAAAAAAAUUUCUGACAUUUUUCCAUUUUUUCGUUUUUUCGGCAUUUUCAAACUUUUCGCUCUUACUAGUACUAGAACCCCCGAAUGCCUGGAUUUUUAUUUCCUUUAAUCCGACGCAUUAGGGUCUUGUGAGUAGAGAAAAAGUGACUAGAAACUCUGAAUCCGGGUGAUCCAGUUGACCUCCAUCUCGGAGAACGCGGCCAACUUGAAAAUGACUAAAUUUUUAAAAAUCAUUUACUUUCUUGGGAGCAGGAUUUUCCCUCACUUUUUUUUGCCAAUAAGACACAAUUCACUCAACGCAAAAUCGGAACAAAAAGUUAUGACUCUCAAGCAUGAGGAAAUUUUUUUUUCCAAUUUUUCACUUUUUCGGAUUCAUUUUUUUUUUCUGUCCUUUCCAAUUAUUGAGCUCUACUGGGAUAGGAUGCCCGGAAAGCCUAGUGUUUUUUCGUCGUACUGAUCCGUUACAUCUUCCUAAGCUCAUUAAAAAUAUUCCCAAGCUCUGUUUCCGGGUGAUUCAGUUGACCUCCAAGCAACCGAAGCGGUCGACCUCGAAUUCCAGCGAAAUUAAAACUUUUUUCAAAAACGUUUUUCUGCUUUUUAACCAACAGUUCUCAUUAUUUGGAGAUUUUUCAGUUAAGUUCCUAUACUUUAAAAAUAGGAAAAAAAUUCAGAAACUCGUUUUUUUAAUCGAAAAAAAGUUACUCAUAAGGAAUGUCUAUUUACUAAGGUGGUUAAGAAUUCUUAAAAAAUUUACAGAAUACUCAUCGAUGUACCAGAAAAAUAUCCUGAAAGUUUUAACCUGAACGACUCACUUGUUUUCAGGAAAUGAGAACUCAGGUGCGAAAAAUGGCCUUUUUUGAGAACUGUGAUUGUUUUAUUGCGUUAGGAAUUUUUCUCAAAAAAACUAGAAAUUUUUUUCAAGUGAAGUUUCUUUUUAGAAUAUUCAUCUGGUAUAUUAGGAAGUGUCUAGGCUGACUUUCAGGAGUUUCUCAACCGCAAUGUGAAAAUGUGUUUAGGGGGCCCCGAUAGGGCGUAAAUUAGGGGCCUCCGCAGGGGGAAAAUUUUAGAGGCCCCGAUAGGGACCCUGAAGCUUCUCUCGAACCCCUAAACGAUUUGGGGCCCCUAUAAGGAGUAAAUUUUUUACAAAAAUUUUUUUUUAGAAGAGUUGUUUGAAAGAGUUAGGGUCGAACAUUAAGAAGCGAAUUCUAGUGAAAAUUUGAUCCUAACCCCUUUAAGGCCCCUUUUUAAUUAACCCCUGUAGUAGCCCUAAACCCGAUUUUUCAGGACCCGAAUGAAAAUUGAGUUAGGGGCUCCCUCGACGGCCCCUACAAGGGGCUACAUUUGUCCCCACAAAAUAUUAGUCACUAUUUUUUUGUGAAUUGUGGCUUAACGUGAGUUGGAACUUUUUUUUUUAGGAGAAAUACCAGUGAAUUCCAGAUUAUUCGGCAAACAUGGGUACUGCUGGUGCUGCGUCACAAAAAAAAAUUUUAGCAAUAAAAAUACAACAAUAAAAAUAAGCUUUUUGAUAAGAUUGACGCUAGCAAUUAGUGGAAACUUAACUGAAAAAUCUCCAAAUAAUGAGAACUGUUGGUUAAAAAGCAGAAAAACGUUUUUGAAAAAAGUUUUAAUUUCGCUGGAAUUCGAGGUCGACCGCUUCGGUUGCUUGGAGGUCAACUGAAUCACCCGGAAACAGAGCUUGGGAAUAUUUUUAAUGAGCUUAGGAAGAUGUAACGGAUCAGUACGACGAAAAAACACUAGGCUUUCCGGGCAUCCUAUCCCAGUAGAGCUCAAUAAUUGGAAAGGACAGAAAAAAAUGAAUCCGAAAAAAGUGAAAAAAAUUGGAUUUCCUCAUGCUUGAGAGUCAUAACUUUUUUUGUUCCGAUUUUUGCGUUGAGUGAAUUGUGUCUUAUUGGCAAAAAAAAGUGAGGGAAAAUCCUGCUCCCAAGAAAGUAAAUGAUUUUUAAAAAUUUAGUCAUUUUUCAAGUUGGCCGCGUUCUCCGAGAUGGAGGUCAACUGGAUCACCCGGAUUCAGAGUUUCUAGUCACUUUUUUUCUCUACUCACAAGACCCUAAUGCGUCGGUUAAAGGAAUAAAAAUCCAGGCAUUCGGGGGUUCUAGUACUAGUAAGAGCGAAAAGUUUGAAAAUGCCGAAAAAACGAAAAAAUGGAAAAAUGUCAGAAAUUUUUUUUCAAAGGGUUCCAGCUCGCUACUUUUUGAGCUGUAAUUUUGCAGCAAGCUGUGUUAUGUCGAGCAAAAAAAUAAGAAACAAGACGGAAUCCGGCUUUCACAAAAAAAUAGAAAUUUUUCAAAGGUUUUUUGCGAUUUUCAAGUUGGCCGCGUUCUCCGAGAUGGAGGUCAACUGGAUCACCCGGAUUCAGAGUUUCUAGACAUUUUUUCUCUACUCACAAGACCCUAAUGCGUCGAUUGAAAAAAUAAAAAUCCAGGCAUUCGGGGGUUCUAGUAUUAGUUAUGGCUCAAAGACUGAGAAAAUCGUCCUUUUCCGAAAAACUUUAAUUUUUUUCUUCUGGAAAAAAAUUUUUUCCCGGUCAGUUCUAUAACUAUAAAUGCUCAUAUGGGAACAUAUUCUGUUUUUGAAAUUGGUUUGAACCAAUUUGCUCCACUAGGAAAAAAAUGUUUGAUUUUUUUACGGUAUUUUUUUCUACAGUAAGCCUGAAAGUGGGCGGAGCCUAAUAAAACCUGGUUCUAAAUAUUCAAGAGGUUGUGCACUAUCUAUGAUAGCAAGGAGAGCUCUCAGGAACAAAGAUGAAAUUUUUGUACCAAAAUUUUUGGCAUUUGUUCGAUUUUCUGGGAGAAUGCGUGUUAAGCGCUUCAGGGACUCUUGAAUCUGAUUUUAAUACAUUUUACACUUUGAAGAUCCGAAUUCUUCCAACUUGAAAUAUUGAGCUCGAGUGGUGGGGUUUUCUGACUUGAAAAAGACGGAAAUUUUGAGAUUUUACUUUUUUGGCUUCUUGGAUUUAUUGUGGAGCGAUGACUGACUUAAAAUUUAUUUUUUUUAUGUAUUUGAUUUUUUUUUUCUCAGUAGUACUUCUUCGCCUUAUCUAAACGUAUUUUUCCUAAUCACUUUUUUCAAAAAUUCGUCAAAAAAGUUUUUUUCUAAAUCAAGUCCUUUUUAUUAGAAUAUCUUCUGAAAGUCCUCGUUUGCCCCUCAGAAAAUAUUCCUUUAUUCUGAAUUGUUAGAAAAGUUUUUCCAGACCGUUUUUUUUUUCCUUUUUUGAGCUCACCCUUUUCCCAGGCGGCGCCCUGGACAUCUACCUCUUGAAUCAUUUCAUCGUGACCAGUACGACUCGACUCUUGAAAUUCGCCUUCCAAGCGGCUCUCGGCCUGGAAUACCUGCACGACCGGGAUAUUAUCCACAGAGACGUUUCCGCAAGGAAUUGCCUCCUGGCGUCGAAUGGAACGGUUUGAGCCGCGUUUUCUCGAAAUUCUCGCGAAAAUCCAAGCGUCCGCGAUGAUUUUUUCUGAUCAUUUUUAUCAAUAGCAUGUAGCUGAUUUACUAUUGGUUUCAAAAAAAAGGUCCUGACACGGUCGUGAAGCUAGCCAUGAACCGACUAUACACUGCUAGCCUAAAUGAAACGAUUUUUGAACAUUUUAAUGGAAAGUAUUUACGGCUGCUCAUUUUUAAACCGUCGAGAGCUUAGAAAAUAGGAAAAACAUGAUAUAUUUAGAAAAAAAUUGGAUCAAACGUAAGAAAAAAAUAUAUAUAUAGAAACGCUUUAAUUUGCCCAAUAUUUUUCACAUUUUUUUCUUCCUACCUUCUUUUUUUGAAGUUGAAAUGAAAAAAAUCAAGAAAUCUUGAUGUGAAAUUUUUUUGAAUAGAAAAAAAUGUUUGAAGCUUAAAAUUUUUCAAUUUUUCUCUGAUUACUGUGAGGACGGUAAAGAAGGAUGUUCAAUAAAGAUUUUUUUGUGAAAUUUACAUUAGGAAAAAGCUUCGAAUAUAAUUGAAAAUUGGUUGAAUUUAUUAACAUUCCAUCGAAUUGUGUUAAAGCGGUACAAAAAAAUAAAGGUUUCCUAACCGCAUUGAAUUUAAUGAGACGGUUUCAUUGAGACUAUUUAUAUUUACUAUUUCAAAAACUGCCAAAACUUUUCGAUUUUUCAGUUGAAACUGGCCGAUUUCGGCCUCGCAGUACAGGGAGACUUCCAUAUCAUGGAGGCGCCCGAAAGCCUCCCGACGAGGUAUCUGGCGCCCGAGAACCUCUCGGUUUUCGUCUUUGUGACUUCCUCUGAUUGCUACUCUUUCGGCGUGCGUCUCCCCGUAGGACCUUUCCAGAAAAUGGAGAAUUUGCAGAACUUGUUGUACGAGAUCUUCAGCGGCGGAGCGAUCCCCUACGAGGAAUUCACGUCUGCGGAAGCGAAGACACGAGUAAGUAACGGAAAGUAUCUUGGAAUCUGGAUUUCAGUCAGACUGGACCCUAGAGUGGGCAUUUCCAACCCCGUUUAGGGACCACUUGAAUGCAUAAUAAUGGUCACUAGAAUGGGACGGCUGUAAAGCUGAUUCAUGGCUCGCUUGAGACAUCAAAAAAGGUCCUGACAGGAUAAAAUAUGAGAUAGUGCCUGGUUUGUGGAGAGCGCAGACACGCCACUUCCCAAGUUAGCCGUGAAUCGGCUAUGAAAACCUUCAUACUUUUUGUAGUGGGCACGAUUUGUCAUUAGAGCCUUGAAAAGUCGUCUAUACGUGAUAAUUUUCGAGCUUCCCAUUUUUUUUUUUUCAUGCAGCCUUUUCUCUUUAAAAGCGCUCAAUUUAAAGAUUAUUCGAGCUCUUCUAAAAAAGGUUUUUUUGAUGGUAUGUCGCUUUUUUUCGACUUUUGAAACAUUUUUCACCUUUGAACUCAUUUGAACCUUUAUUUGGAAGUAGUUUGCGCUCUAUCGAUAAGAUUAAUAUUAAAAAUUUUAGAAUAAUACCUUUUCUCGGACCUUUGUAACGAAAACUGUGCUCCGGACGUUUCUGCGCAUUUCUAAGGAUCACUUGAGAGCGCUGACGCUACUAAAGGAGUCACUAGAAGCCCCGAAAUGUCCGUUUUGCGUUACCAAUGUCCGAGUAUCCAGUAAUUUUUUGGGGGAUCAAAAAGAAGACUUCUUUCGAGCUUUUUUUUUCUGGAAACGAUUUUUCCAAACUUUCUAGCUCUUUUUCGAUCCUUUUCUUUCCAUUUCGAUUUCCGACGGAAUUCAGAUUCUUGAUGGAGUUCUCAAUAGUAUGGAUAGGACCCGGGCGCCUCCAGAAGUCGCCAAAUACGUCGUCGAAUCUCUCUGGGCUUUCAACAUGCUACAAAGACCCACCAUGGCUGACGUAAUCGAAUUUUCUGAGUUUUUGAAAAAAUAACCAACUUUCCAGACGGUCACUUUCCUCGAAGAUGCUAUGAAAAACGUCACGGAUGUCAGUUUCAUUUUUGUUUUGAAAAUAAAUCAAUAAUUUUUUCAGGUGGACCGAAUGACGAGAACGGGGACAGCUGAUACGGAGGAGGUUAUUUUAAGUGGUCACUUGAGUGAAAAAAAAUCCUGUUUUUUGAUAGAAUAUCGACUUGAAAGUCAGCAGAUUUCGGCUCGAAGUUCAAAUUUCAAUCUUUUUCAAAUAUUUUCCUGAUGAACCUGAAAAAUCAUAUUUUUUCAAAUAAAAGAGGGAAAAGACAAGAAACUGACUGUAGGGGUAGUUUCAUUUUGAUUCCUACUUAAUCGAAAAAAGCGGAAAUUUUGAAGUUUUGGACUUUUAGUAUUCCUUUCUGAUAUUCUGGAUAAUUUUCGAGUGCAAAGUAAAAUUAGCUCCUUUGCAUGUUAGUUAAACUGAAAUAGUGACCGAAAAAAUUUCUAUUUGACCUUUUUUCCAGGUCUUUUUUGGUCACUUUAAGAGUCACUUGACAAUUUUCAGUGGAAUAUUUCUAAUUUUCAACAAAAAAAAAAUUCAAACUUCCCUACCAGAUUUUUUUUGUACAUUUGCCAUUUGAAGUUUUAAAAAUUGACUUAAAUUUUAGGCCGAAGUCGAACCAGAGGACUUUACUGUUCCCGAACCUGGACCCAUUAAGCGCGCGUUCCGCCGAAGUGUCAGUUUUUUCCUUCUUUUGCCUAAUUUUAAAAUGUUUCAUUACUUUUUUUCAGACCCUCAACGAAGAACUCUGUCCGACCCAGGAGGAAACGGUCUCCGUUAAAAAAAAUAAAACUAUUUUUCUUCCUCGAGUUUCCCCCGAAUAAAUUUUUUUGAAUAUUAAAUUGAUUUUUUUAUUUUUACAAUGGUCCUUGAAAGUUUGGUGUGCGGCUGGAGCUGUUAUAUUUUUUACAAAAUGAAGUUGUUGGGAAAAGGAAUUAUUUGGAAUUCAAGAUAAGCUUCUGAGAGAUAGUUAUGAAAGCUUUUCAAGAAGAUGCCUUGAAACGAUUGUUUGAGUUUUUGAGACGUUUUUUUGAACCGAUUUUUUCGAACUAUUAUUUUUUUAAAUAAAAGAAAGUUGCUACGAAAAUUCCGGUUUUCUGGCUCAAAUUUGAUUUUUUCUGGAAAUAUUGGUAAGUUUCUGCGAGUCUUUCCUUUUAUUUGAAUUCCGAUUUCUCAAAUUAAUUUUUUCAUCCAUUGAUAGUUCAUGAAAUUUUUUAAGACUUGAUGAGUAUUUUUGAAAAUUUCAAUUUUUUUAAGUUAAUAAACUCCUAAAUGAUCCUUUUUAAAAAGAAACCGAGAACUGGAAUCAGUCGAAUCAUCACGUGUACGUUCGUUUUCUUUUCAGGAAUUUUAAAGCGAUGCUUUUCGAAAUUUCGAUCCGAAUUUCAAGUUUUGUAUAGUCUGUUCAGAUUUUAAAUGUCAAGUCAUCGCUCAAACUCCGCCCCUAAUGGUGCGAUAAACCAAUCAGAGAGCGAGCCAUCCACAGAGUGUUUUUGAAUGACGUCAUUGUAAUUGACAUUUAAAAUCUGAACAGACUAUAGGAUUCUUAUUGCUCUCAGAACGUUGAGCUCGUCUCAAAGAACAUUUUACAUUUACGUGUUCAUAAUUAUUUGACUCAUCUUUCGAAUGCGAGAAAAUUUCAAAAAUCAUUUCACGUAUGAAUCAGUUCAAUUAAACCUAACUCUAACUUUAUUUUCACAAAAAAUGAAAUGAUUGCGUCAAAGAUAAGAGGCGUCAUCUUGAAUGAGCUCGUUAUGAGCUCAUUUACUAUCGACACGGACGCGAUGAGUCGCCUCCUUGGAGGUGAGCUCUCUCUCCAGCUUCUUCUCUGCUCGGGACUGUGGCGGGACUCUGCUCCCGCGCGGGAGCCGUGAGGAAAACCUUAGGAUGCUUAGAUUAUAUGUCAUUUGCAAUUAAUUUAGAGUAGUUCGGUCGAAAAUGUUAUUCAAUUCUUGCAAACACCGCCUGUUUGACUAAGCAAUCAGCUUUCCACUUUUUGAACAUAAGGAUCAAAACUAAAACAAGAAAAACUCGAAUCUUUUUUUGAAUGCCAGAGUCCUGCAGUCUUAAGCAUCUUCCUGCGUUUAAUGGGAUUUAUUUCUAUAAUGCGCCUUCAAAACUUCAAAAAUAUGAAUAACUCUCAUACUGGUGGGGUGAACCCGCUGUACUAAAUUUGGUGAAACUCGGAUGAACAUGUGGUUCAUCCGACUUAGCACGGCGCGUUGAACCGCUUUUGCCGCGCCGUUCACCCGAUAAAGCCGGGCCGUUCAACGGCUCGCUUUUUUAUUCGUUUUUUUUUUUAGUUUUCGGGUGAACGGCGCGGCAAAAGCGGUUCAACGCGCCGUGCUAAGUCGGGUGAACUACAGGUUGAUCCGAGUUUCACCCGAUUUAGCACAGCGGGCUCACCCCACCAAUACGAGAGAAGUUUUUCCAAGUCAUAAUUAUUUUUGCUUUUUACGGAUAUUUUUCGGAAAUCGCCUUCUCGAAGCUUGUUCAGAAGUCAGAACGUGUUUGAAGAAGCAUAGAAAGUCUUGAUAAUAGUCUAUAUAGUGCCUUUUUUCAUGUCACGCAAGAAAUCAACUCCUCAACAUGUUUUUUUUACAGAGAUCGCUUUCACUUGCCGUAAGAAGCGAGGAUUUUUUGUUUUGAAGAUUUCAUCGUGUGAAUGCGGAUCUUCUUCUACGGAAGGUGUGUUUUGAGACUGCUUUUAUUUUAAUUGAUUGAAAUUUUCAGAGAACGUCUUGAGAGGUCGACGUGGACGAUGUCAUCCGAAGACGCGAUUCUACCGGAACGCCAUUCUCAUCAAUGCGAUGAUGAAUCGAUCUCCACGAAGACCUCCCUCCCGUCAUACCCACCAAGUCAUGGGUUUCUUUCAACAGCAGCGAAAGACGACGCCAUCACCAUUCUCCACGCCCCGCUCUAUUAAUAAACCGAUAAAAAAUUAUUAUUAUUUUUGCUCUAAUUUUUUUUCCGUACAAGCUGGGUGGUACAGUCCUAUCGUACUUGCAUUCUCACGGUCGUGAAAUCAGUUCUUGGAAAAGGUGUUCUUGGGCAUGCAGAAAAUUCGGAGAUGUAGACUUUUCAAGGGAAGUGUUGCAGUGAUUUUUGGCGAAACCUUCUAUUUUUCUCACAAUUUCUUGGUUUCGUUUCAUUGAAAAUGAACCUAAUGAAAUGAAAUGACCAAUGGUAGUUCAAGGUAUCAACAUAGUCGGUCAACGAAUGGAUGAGAUACCUAUCCGAAUGUUCACAGUGUCUCUAAAAAUAAUCUCUUCCUGUUUGUAUGCGUAAUCUGGAUAUUUAUUGCCUGGCUAUGUUGAUGUAGUUUGUUCAGAUUUUGAAUGUCAAGUAUACAAUGAAGUCAUUUGGAAACGCUCUGUGAAUGGCUCGCUUCAUGAUUGGUUCAUCGCGCUAUAGGCGACGAUGCUUGAGCGACGACUUGACAUUCAAAAUCUGUACAGUACCCCGAUUGACCUGUGAGCAACAGAUGAGAAAUUAUUCUUUGAAGAAACUCUCAUGUUGGACCGUAGACAGACUCACAAUCUUUUUCGCUACGGCGCGCCUUUUGUCUGA